CUCCAACAGGCCAUUCAGGAGUCUCCAGUGAUCCUGAUGCCCAAUCACAGGAGUUAUGUGGACUUCCUGGUUCUGUCCUACAUCCUGUUCACCUAUGACCUGCCCAUCCCUGUUAUAGCCGCUGGAAUCCGCAACUCUGAUGGACAUGAAGAUGGUGGGAGAGAUCCUGCGUCGUUCGGAGCGUUCUUCAUCAGGAGGACGAUCGGGUCUGACAAGUUGUACUGGGCUGUCCUAUCUGAGUAUGUCAAAACUAUCGUCAGGACAGGGUAUGCUCCUAUAGAGUUCUAUGUGGAGGGUCUGAGGAGCAGGACUCUGAAGUCCCUCACACCCAAAUUAGGUAUGAUGCACAUGGUCCUGGAGCCGUUCUUUAAAGGCGAGGUGUACGACAUCAGGCUGGUUCCCAUCAGCAUCAGCUAUGACAGGGUCCUGGAGGAAUCUCUAUUGGCACAUGAACUGCUGGGGGUCCCCAAGCCCAGAGAGACCACCAUGGGUCUACUGAAGGCUAGGAGG
Messenger RNA from Salmo salar (Atlantic salmon), 510 nucleotides. NCBI's taxonomy places the organism in Eukaryota, Metazoa, Chordata, Actinopteri, Salmoniformes, Salmonidae. The record is from RefSeq and is a predicted model, not a curated record.